AUGGCGUCGAAGGCGCCGUUGUUGGAGGGCAAGAAGGGCGGGCACUCCAAGGCCUCUAUCUUCUACGGGGAUCACGAGAUCGCGGCGCUGAAGAACCUGCUGCCUGGCGACAACGAUGCAAAUGCCGCAGGGGUGGCCCAGAGCUUGAAGACCAACCGGCUCUUCCCCACCGCCAACAAGCAGUACAUGUGGAACGUGCUCACAGCGAUCUUGGUGACGCAAGUGCUCAUGGUGUGCGAGUACUGUGCUGCACUGGCAACUUUCCCGGAGCACUGGUGGACCUGCACCCUGUGCUUCGGCAUUCCUUUUUCUUACAUCGCCAUCCAGAACAUCUACAUCGACCACGAUGUGAUGCAUGGUGCAACCUUUCCGGUGUACGAAUGGCAGAAGUUCCUCACCCACCCCUUUGCUGACUUCUUUUCCCUGCCUUGGGAGGAGUUCCACUAUGCGCUUCAGCAGUGGGCAGGCCCCAUGGGACCCAACUGGUACAAGUACCUCCUCACUGUGCCCUGGAUCCCCAUCAUCCACUUCUUCGGCCUGAACGACACAGGGUCUGCUCUUUGCCCUGGUUCAUGCCGCCGUGUCCUUUUUGCCCGCAUCGGCUACUCAGCGGCCUGGAUGUUCAUCACCAACUUCACCCAUUCCUUGCCUUGGAACGAGUUCCUGGCCAACGACCCCGGCCGCACUUGGCCCGUGCUGCACAACAUGAUGGCCCUGAUCUUGGGAGGGAAGCACCGCUGGAACGAGAUGCUGUUCCAUGACGUGCACCACGCCUUCCCGAACGCGGUGGGCACUCUGAGCCAGCGGGGCCGCUUCCACGGCUGGGAGAAGGUGCACGAUGCCGCCGCGGAGGUCUUGCACCGGGGGCUGUGGAAGGCCAACGGGGACGAAGAAACGCAGAUGCAGAAAACGCAAAAGAAGCGCUCCAUGAUGAUGAAGCAGGGCAAGUUCAAGGCUUCUCUUGAGUUUUCGGUCAUGGCGUCGACGUUGUUGGAGGGCAAGAAGGGCGGGCACUCCAAGGACUUCUACGGGGCCGACGAAUAUUUGGAGGAUCACGAGAUCGCGGCGCUGAAGAACCUGCUGCCUGGCGACAACGAUGCAAAUGCCGCAGGGGUGGCCCAGAGCCAGGACAAAAUGCUCAAGGUGGAGAAGAACAGCGAGAACAGGUACAUGUGGAACGUGCUCACAGCGAUCUUUGUGACGCAAGUGCUCAUGGUGUGCGAGUACUGUGCUGCACUGGCAACUUUCCCGGAGCACUGGUGGACCUGCACCCUGUGCUUCGGCAUUCCUUUUUCUUACAUCGCCAUCCAGAACAUCUACAUCGACCACGAUGUGAUGCAUGGUGCAACCUUUCCGGUGUACGAAUGGCAGAAGUUCCUCACCCACCCCUUUGCUGACUUCUUUUCCCUGCCUUGGGAGGAGUUUGUGCUUGAGCACAACCGCCACCAUGCUAGCACAGUUGACUUGAUGAUCCAGGGAGAGUUUGGUUGGGAUCCUGAGGAGUUCCACUAUGCGCUUCAGCAGUGGGCAGGACCCAUGGGACCCAACUGGUACAAGUACCUCCUCACUGUGCCCUGGAUCCCCAUCAUCCACUUCUUCGGCCUGAACGACACAGGGUCGCUCUUUGCCCUGGAGUGGUGGAUGCACUUCCCUGAUGAGGGCACCGGCGGCAAGUGCAACAAAGAGUUUUGGAGCAAGUGGGUCCCCCGGCGAGUGAAGCACAACGCCUUCGUGCUGAGCCUUUGGGCGUGCGCCUCUCAGCGAGGGCUGGAGGUUCAUGUUCGCCGUGUCCUUCUUUGCCCGCAUCGGCUACUCAGCGGCCUGGAUGUUCAUCACCAACUUCACCCAUCCUUGCCUUGGAACGAGUUCCUGGCCAACGACCCCGGCCGCACUUGGCCCGUGCUGCACAACAUGAUGGCCCUGAUCUUGGGAGGGAAGCACCGCUGGAACGAGAUGCUGUUCCAUGACGUGCACCACGCCUUCCCGAACGCGGUGGGCACUCUGAGCCAGCGGGGCCGCUUCCACGGCUGGGAGAAGGUGCACGAUGCCGCCGCGGAGGUCUUGCACCGGGGGCUGUGGAAGGCCAACGGGGACGAAGAAACGCAGAUGCAGAAAACGCAAAAGAAGCGCUCCAUGAUGAUGAAGCAGGGCAAGUGA
This is a messenger RNA of Effrenium voratum, 2157 nucleotides long. NCBI's taxonomy places the organism in Eukaryota, Dinophyceae, Suessiales, Symbiodiniaceae. The record is from the annotation of a GenBank genome assembly.